CACAAUCCAGAGGUGUUCACACACCCUUAUCACAGUCCCAGAAGGGUUUGAGGGUGGACACAGCGGGACAUUUGCUCCUUAAUGAUGCCUAGCUUACUGGAAAGAGUGAUCUAGUAUGUUUUUCUCUAAUCUCUUCUCCAUGCCCAGCCAUGACAAUAUAUAAGCAGGUGCUCCAGAUGUGAGUGGACAGAAGGAUGGAUGGGGGGCUGGCUGGCUGAAUGGAUGGGAUGGGAGGGAAGACAUCCCAGGGUGUCCCUCUUCUUGCUUCUUGCCUGACCUAGUGCAUAAGUCCUUUCCACAGCAGGCUGGCUCGGCAGUCUCUGUGCCUCCAAGGUUCCCCAUACCUCAGUGAGCACAGCACGGAGGCUGGAAUGGUUACCUGGGGAGGGUACAUGCUGACCUUGCUGUGUGAUCACAACUGCCCGGACUGAACAAGCCAGAGGGUACAGAAGAAGUGGAGACCAGUCCCAAGACCGCAGACUCCAAGGGACUUGCAGGGCAGAGAAGGGCAAAAGCAGACACCUGGGCAGCAGCUGGCACAGAGGUUUCAGGAUGGCACGCUCCAUUCUGUGCCUCUGGCUGCUGGUAGCUGGGCUGGUUCCCCAUUCCUGUGACCAAGAGAUACCACCAACAUCACUGCAUCAAAGAAUAUCACCAACACCAGGGAUUCAUAGGGCACCAAGACCCUUCUUCAACAACCAAAAAUUUGCCUUGAGUCUGUACAGACAGCUGCCAGAGACAGAAGGAGGCAAAAACGUACUCCUUUCUCCGUUCAGUAUCAGUAUACCCCUCACGCUGCUGGCCUUCCAUGAUAAGCCAGAAGUCCGCCACCUGGUCCUGAGGGAUCUGGGGUUCAGAGUCACCAAAGACCUGGACACUCAAGCGCCCUUGCACUAUGGGGAGCAGCUGGGUGCCCUGAUGCCUUCUGAGAAGUGUGGGAUCCACACCGGCAGUUUGUUGUUUAUGGACAAGAGAGUACAACCAAAACGGAGGUUCCUCAUGCUAGCCCAGCGCUUCUACAACAGCGACGUCAUCCUCGUCUCCUUAGGGGACUAUGAGUUAGCCAACAAGCAGAUAAACUCGGCCAUUCGUGACAGGACCCAUGGGAAAGUGAAGAGGCUGCUGAGGAACCUGAAGCCACUAUCUAACUUACUGCUGGCCAAUUACAACUUCUUUAAAGGAAAAUGGAAAUAUCGCUUUAACCCGAAGCUCACAGCAAUGAAGUACUUCUCGGUAGGCGAGGGCGUCCGGACCAUGGUACCCAUGAUGCAGCGGGUAGGCUGGUUCCACUUGCAGCAUUUCAGCCACCUGCACAGCCAUGUGCUCCAGCUGCCCUACACCUGCAACAUCUCAGGAGUCUUCAUUCUCCCGGAUGAGGGGAGAUUUGAGGACUGUGAGAACGCGCUGAUGAAGGAGAGCUUCGACACAUGGACUCAGCCCUUACCACGGAGCAGGAUGCAGCUGUUUUUCCCCAAAUUCUCCAUUCCCGUGGCUCUUCAUAUGGAGAAUCUCAAGUAUGCUACCAGCAGACUUAAAUUGUUCUAUGAACACAGGGACCUCAUGGGAAUCACUGUGAAAAGGACACCCAUGAGGGUCACCACGGCAGUGCACAGGACGGAGCUGACUGUGAAUGAGGAUGGAGCGGAAGAAGAAGACAUCUCCAGCCUCCGGUCCAUCCCGAAGCCACUCAUCCCUUCCUUCCACUUCAAUAGGCCCUUCAUAAUGUUAAUCCUGGAGGGGGCUGGCCACAACCUUCUCUUCAUGGGGAAAGUGAUGAACCCUAAUAGUGCCUGAUCCAUUUCCAAGAAAGAGUUGAGACUUUAGAAGACAGGAGAGUGACCAAAGCAUAGGCUAGUGACUGGCCUAUGGUGCUCACAGGAAGGCUGGGGUUGGGGCGGUGAGUCUGACCUUCCUUUUCUCAUGACUGUGGCUGGGGCAGUGGCUUGCUAAUCUUUGAUGUGAGAGCGGCUACUGAAGGGGGCCUCCUGCAAAGACAGGAAGACAGACACACAGGUUAAGCAUCUGUGUGGGAGAGCUCCAGACCUGAUGUCCUUGAAGGACCACAAAGGAAGGCAGUACAUGGAGGGUAGAGCUGGAGGCCCUGAAUUCUGAUUUUCUUGGAUCUGUACUGCCUGGGUUGUAGUAGAGUUCUAUUCCUUCGUAGAUCGGUUCAAUAAAACAGCAGAUGAGAAUGUUGUGAUGGGUGU
This is a messenger RNA of Myodes glareolus (Bank vole), 2207 nucleotides long. Its product is annotated as alpha-1-antitrypsin-like. NCBI's taxonomy places the organism in Eukaryota, Metazoa, Chordata, Mammalia, Rodentia, Cricetidae. The record is from RefSeq and is a predicted model, not a curated record. Gene Ontology annotation, molecular function: serine-type endopeptidase inhibitor activity.